AUGGCGCGCACCAGACCUGACAACAGAAAACGUAAGAGGUCUGAAAAUCGCGAGCCCGUUGCGAAUAUCGCAGACGAAGAAAUUACUGAACCAUCUUCCAAUGAGGAUGACAGCGACGUGGAGGCAGGUCUGGAAGAAAUGGACGGAGCAGAAGAGCUUGAUUCGGAUGAAGAAUUCCAACAGGAAAAUGCUGCUGAUAAAAGACGUCGUUUGGCAAAACAAUAUCUGGACAAUUUGAAGGCAGAAGCUAAUGAAGUAGCGUUAGAUACUCGUGAAAAAGCUGAAGAUGAAAAUUUCGCCACCGCAGAGGAGAAUUACAAUGAUUUCGAUGCCAAGGAUCUGGACCGUGAAAUUGUGGCGUCCAGACUAAAGCAAGACGUCGCCGAGCAACAGGGACGUAUCUACAGAUUUAUCGGCGACAAGCUACUCUUGACAGAGGCCAAAACCUCUUUCAGUCGAGUUGGAGAGAAAUCUCUCACCGGUAUCUCAUGUUACCAGCCAGUGAUUAAUAAGUUCUCGCAUCAAGAGUCUCAACAUAAGAAUAGCACCAAGCUUUUCGCCUACACCGUGAGUAAAGACAUGGUGUUAACCAAAUACGAUGUCACAAAUUUUGGGUCGAGACCCAAGAAACUGAAGUAUUCCAGAGGUGGGCGCCGUUUUAUCCCAGAGAGCAAGUUCGAAUAUGAAAAUACCACAGAGGGUCAUUACGAUGAAAUUUUGACCCUGGCUGCAUCUCCAGAUGGGAAGUAUGUUGUUACCGGCGGACGUGACAGAAAACUAAUUGUCUGGAGCACGGAAUCCCUGGCACCUGUCAAAGUUAUUCCUACGAAAGAUAGAAGAGGUGAGGUUCUUUCAUUGACUUUCAGGAAAAACUCUGAUCAGCUUUAUGCUGCUUGUGCCGACUUCAAAAUCAGAACAUAUUCGAUCAACCAAUUUUCCCAGCUUGAGAUUCUCUACGGACACCAGGACCUUGUUGUUGAUAUUUCUGCCCUAGGAAUGGAAAGAUGUGUUACGGUCGGGUCCCGCGAUAGGACAGCAAUGCUUUGGAAGAUUGCAGACGAAACGAGACUUACUUUCAGAGGCGGAGAUGACCCUGAGAGAUUAGCGAAAAAGUGGAUAAAACAAAAUACUCAGACAACAGAUGAUGGGAAAGAGAUCCCUCCCCGUAGCGAGGACGUCCCCAUGUUUUUUGGGGAAGGGAGCAUUGAUUGUGUUUCCAUGAUGGACGACUCUCAUUUCAUUACUGGUUCUGAUAACGGUAACAUUUCUUUGUGGUCUCUCUCUAAGAAAAAGCCUCUUUUCACCCAGCGUUGUGCGCAUGGGGUGGUUCCAUUACCUGACUCGACCCAGAUAUCUGCCGAGCUUCAAACUGAGAAGCGCGAAAGACAGCUGCAAGAUAAAAGAAUCUCGCAUCCUUACUGGAUCACAGCUCUUUACGCGAUCCCAUACUCUAACGUCUUCAUAUCCGGCUCAUGGGACGGUGCGCUUAGGGUAUGGAAAUUAUCAGAGAACUUCAGACAGUUUGAAUUGCUUGGUCAAUUGUCUGGUUGCAGUGGUGUGGUAACACACAUCCAAGCAGUUGAGAGCGGCAAACACGGAAGAGAAACGUUCCGCAUCUUGGCGAGCGUAAGCAAAGAGCAUAGACUGGGAAGGUGGGUGAGCAACAUACCUGGUGCCAGAAAUGGUAUAUUUUCAGCAACUAUUGAACAAGCCGGAUUUUGA
This is a messenger RNA of Lachancea sp. 'fantastica', 1722 nucleotides long. The record is from the annotation of a GenBank genome assembly. Lineage: Eukaryota; Fungi; Ascomycota; Saccharomycetes; Saccharomycetales; Saccharomycetaceae.